Molecule: messenger RNA, 3123 nt
Organism: Elephantulus edwardii (Cape elephant shrew)
Lineage: Eukaryota; Metazoa; Chordata; Mammalia; Macroscelidea; Macroscelididae
Gene: MAN2B1
Product: mannosidase, alpha, class 2B, member 1
Exons: 25
Coding region: 1-3123 (1040 amino acids)
Biological process (GO): mannose metabolic process
Cellular component (GO): lysosome
Molecular function (GO): carbohydrate binding; alpha-mannosidase activity
Source: RefSeq, a predicted model, not a curated record
AUGCCGGUUCACGCCUGGCCCGGCCCCGCCCCUGGCAGCACCGAUUGGCCAGGAAGCGGCAGUGGCGGCUGGACCAUGGGCGCAGACGGGCCGGCGGCGGCGGGGGACAGAGCUGGCGGGCGCGCGGCUGGGCCCUGGACAAGCUCCGGCGCGCCGCGGCUGCCGCCCCGCUCCCUCCUCCUCCUCUUCUUUUUGUUGCUGGCGGUGCUCGGCGUCCGGGCCUCGAGUUACAAGACUUGCCCCAAGGUACAGCCGGACAUGCUCAACGUUCACCUGGUGGCUCACACCCAUGAUGACGUGGGCUGGCUCAAGACAGUGGACCAGUACUUUUAUGGCAUCCAUGGUAACAUCCAGCACGCAGGUGUCCAGUACAUUCUGGACUCAGUGGUCUCCUCCUUGCUGGCCGACCCCACACGCCGCUUCAUCUACGUAGAGAUUGCCUUCUUCUCCCGAUGGUGGAAGCAACAGACCAGAGCAACACAAGAGACUGUGCGGGAGCUGGUGCGCCAGGGACGCCUGGAGUUUGCCAACGGUGGCUGGGUGAUGAAUGAUGAGGCGACCACUCACUACGGAGCCAUUGUGGACCAGAUGACGCUGGGGCUACGCUUCUUAGAGGACACAUUUGGCAGUGAUGGUCGCCCCACUGUGGCCUGGCACAUUGACCCCUUUGGACACUCACGAGAGCAAGCCUCAUUGUUUGCACAGAUGGGCUUUGAUGGCUUCUUCUUUGGGCGCCUGGAUUAUCAAGAUAAGAUGUUUCGGGAGAACAUGAGGGAGAUGGAGCAGGUGUGGCGGGCCAGCAGCAGUCUGAAGCCCCCAGCCGCUGACCUCUUCACAGGUGUGCUGCCCAACAUGUACAACCCUCCAGAUAAUCUGUGCUGGGAUGUACUAUGUGACGACAUGCCUGUGGUAGAUGACCCUCGCAGCCCCGAGUACAAUGCCAAGGAGCUGGUCACUUACUUCCUUCAGCUGGCGACUGCUCAGGCCCGGCACUACCGCACCAACCAUACCAUAAUGACCAUGGGCUCGGACUUCCAAUAUGAGAAUGCCAACAUGUGGUUCAAGAACCUUGACAAGCUCAUCCAUCUGGUCAACAGCCAGCAGCAGGCCAAUGGGAGCCAAGUCCAUGUCCUCUACUCCACACCAGCCUGUUACCUCUGGGAGCUGAACAAAGCCAACCUGACCUGGUCAGUGAAACAGGAUGACUUCUUCCCCUACGCAGAUGGCUCCUACAAGUUCUGGACUGGCUACUUCUCCAGCCGGCCGGCCCUCAAACGUUAUGAACGCCUCAGUUACAACUUCCUGCAGGUGUGCAAUCAGCUGGAGGCGCUGGCAGGAGCUGCAGCCAUCAAGGGACCCUAUGGCCUGGGAGACAGUGCCCCUCUCCGGGAGGCCAUGGCAGUGCUCCAGCACCAUGAUGCGGUCACCGGCACCUCCAAGCAGCACGUAGCUGACGACUAUGCCCGCCAGCUGGCCCAGGGCUGGGGACCCUGUGAGGUGCUCCUGAGCAAUGCACUCUCGUGGCUCAGUGGCUCCAAGGACAAGUUCACAUUCUGCCGCGAACUCAAUGUCAGCAACUGUCCACUCACCCAGACCGAGGAGAGGUUCCAGGUCACCAUUUAUAAUCCUCUGGGGAGGAAGUUAAAUUGGAUGGUGCGGCUGCCGGUCAGUGGAAGCAUUUUCUUGGUGAAGGACCCCAGUGGUGUGACUGUACCCAGCAAAGUGGUGGCACUUCAGGACCCAGAAGGUCAGGAGCACCCCCCAGAGCUGCUUUUCUUGGCCUCAGUACCGGCUCUGGGUUUCAGCACCUACUCAGUGGCCCAGGUGCCUGCUCGGCAAGUCAAGGUCCGCCCCUCCCAACCCAGGCACCAGUCCCCUGUCCUGGUCAUACAAAAUGAGCACAUCCGGGCUUCCUUCAGCCGUGACACAGGGUUCUUGAUGGAGAUUGAGAACCUGGACGAGAAGCUUGUGCUGCCCAUUCGCCAGGCCUUCUUCUGGUACAAUGCCAGUACAGGCAACAACCAAAGUGCCCAGGCCUCAGGUGCCUACAUCUUCAGACCCAGUAGAUCAAAGCCAUUGCCAGUGAGACACUGGGCAGAGAUUCGCGUGAUCAAGAAUGACUUGGUGCAGGAGGUGCACCAGAACUUCUCUGCCUGGUGCUCUCAAGUGGUCCGCCUGUACCCAGGACAGAGGCACCUGGAGCUGGAGUGGACAGUGGGGCCAAUACCAGUGGGUGACGGCUGGGGGAAGGAGGUCAUCAGUCGCUUUGACACUUUGCUGGAGACGAAUGGACGCUUCUACACAGACAGCAAUGGCCGGGAGAUCCUGGAGAGGAGGCGUGAUUACCGGCCCACUUGGAACUUGAAUCAGACUGAGCCCGUGGCAGGAAACUACUACCCGGUCACCAGCCGCAUUUACAUCACGGAUGGGCAUAUGCAGUUGACGGUGUUGACUGACCGUUCCCAGGGGGGCAGCAGCCUGAGCGAUGGCUCCCUGGAGCUCAUGGUCCACCGGAGGCUGCUGUUAGACGAUGCCCGUGGUGUAGGGGAGCCACUGCAAGAAGCCGGGCCGGAUGGACAGGGCCCGGGUCUGUGGGUGCGAGGACGCCACCUGGUCCUGCUGAACACCGCCCGGGCUGCUGCCAGCCAGCACCGCCUGCUGGCGGAAGAGGUGGUCAUGGCCCCGCAGGUGGUGCUGGCUCCCAUGGGUAGUGUCCCCUAUAGCCUGGAGACCACCCAGCAGACACAGUUCUCUGGGUUGCUUCGGGAGCUGCCACCAGCCGUGCAUCUGCUCACCCUGGCCCGCUGGGACCCAGAGACGCUGCUGCUGCGCUUGGAGCACCAAUUCGCUGUCGGGGAGGGAAGUGAUCGUAACCUAAGCUCCCCUGUCACCCUGGACUUGCGGGACCUGUUCACCACCUUCACCAUCACCCACCUGCAAGAGACCACGCUGGCGGUCACCCAGCCCCGGGAUCGUGUCUCCAGGCUCCAGUGGACCACGAAAACAGGCCCUGUAACCCAAGCUGAGCCCUUCUUCCUGGACCCCGCCGCCAUCACACUGCAGCCCAUGGAAAUCCGGACCUUCUUGGCCUCUGUCCAGUGGAAGAAGGCUAUCAAGACCUGA